AUGUCCUCGGCAGGCAGCUCCUUCAGUGCUUCUUUGGCAGGCAGCUCCUCCAGGGUAUCCUCUGACGGCAGUUCCUCCGGCGAGUCCACGGCAGGCAGCUCCUUCGGUGCAUCCUCGGGGGACAGCUCCUCCAGGGUGCCUUUGCACAGCAGUUCCUCUGGCACAUCCUGGAUAAGUACCUCCUCCACGCCAACUGGUCGUUCGGGCGGUUCCUCCGGCGCGUCCUCGGCAGGUAGGUCCUCCCGGGUAUGUCCACAGCAGGCAUCUCCUCCGGCAGACCAGUUCCCACAAGAUCCGGCACCCACCAGCUGUGCCUUCAGCGCGUCCAUAGCAGACAGCUCCUCCGGCACGUCCACGGCAGGCAGCUCCUCCGGUGAGUCCUCGGCAAGCAGCUUUCCACCGGAUGCUUGGACGGGUAACCCAAGCUAG
Messenger RNA from Penaeus chinensis, 429 nucleotides. RefSeq names its product sericin-2-like. NCBI's taxonomy places the organism in Eukaryota, Metazoa, Arthropoda, Malacostraca, Decapoda, Penaeidae. The coding region runs from base 1 to 429 and encodes 142 amino acids. The record is from RefSeq and is a predicted model, not a curated record. The transcript is spliced from 2 exons.